CGCGCAUGCGCAGAUCUUUCCGUCUUUUGUUGGAAGGGAAUGACUGGCGUUUUCAAUGCUCUCUGCUACAGCAUCGCAACAUUUAUAGGCGAAUCCUCUUAAUACAACACAGUGUGUGGAUACAACUCGGGAAGAGGAUUUGGCGAUUGAAGACGGUGUCCUGAAGCGGUCGAUUGUGUGAUCAGAGCGUCUGGAAUCCUCUUCGAUUAACCCAUCAUGGCUGAUCUUGAUACCGAUUUCACCAGUGGCGACGCUGGGGCUUCUCUAACAUUCCCCAUGCAGUGCAGUGCUUUGCGUAAGAACGGCUUUGUGGUGCUAAAGGGACGUCCUUGCAAGAUUGUGGAGAUGUCUACUUCCAAGACUGGCAAGCAUGGACACGCCAAGGUGCACAUGGUUGGAAUAGACAUAUUUACUGGAAAGAAAAAUGAAGAUAUCUGUCCCUCUACCCACAACAUGGAUGUUCCUAAUAUCAAGAGACUGGACUAUCAACUGGUUGGCAUCACCGAUGGCUACCUUUCCCUGCUGAAGGAUAAUGGAGAUUUGCGUGAGGACCUCAAGCUGCCCGAGGGGGAUCUGGGCAAAGAAAUAGAGAGCAAAUUUGAAUCUGGGGAUGAAUUUCUGGUCUCUGUGUUGGCUGCCAUGGGGGAUGAAUGUCCCAUUGCCAUCAAGCCCAUGAGCUCAUAAUGAACAGAAGCUGACGGGCUGGUUGAGUGAGGGCCUCUGUACCACGCAUAUUACAUUUUAGUUCUUAAAGUCACCAAAGCCACAGCCUUCGCAAACCACCUAGAAUCAUUUCUGUUAAACAGUAAAGAUGCUGGACCUUUUCACCCAUGUCUCAUGAGGUGUUGUCUAAUCAGGAUAUUUCAUAUCACAAAGGGUUUCCUGCAAGCUUGUUCUUUAUUAUUACCCCCUCAGUCAUUCCUCCUUCAUUAUACAGAUGCACUUUUAUCAUUCAUUAAAAAUGGGAAUAGUUUUAUUAAAGCUGCUCUUAAUGCAGAAACCUUUUUAUUCAUGCCGACAGGCCUUAAACUGUUGCAAAUCAGGCAGCAGCCAUUGAAGAUUACCUCUAUGAAUCUCACUGACUAGUUUGCCGGCAUUUGGUACAUCUACAUUCGUGCCAAAGCCUGUGUGUCUCAGGUAGGCUAGGAUUUGUCUGAAUGUCACUCUAACAGCUUGGCACUUGUUGGGGUGGCCGGCAACUAGCAAUCCUAAGGCAGAAAACAUACUAAAAAAAAUUACUGACAUAUAAUCCUGGCCAAAUGACCAAAUAUAAUGUAGUUAAUCUGAAUCGCAAUUUUUUUUUUUUUUCUUUAGUAAAUCUAGUUGUACUCCACCUGGUCCCGAACUUUUCUUUAGUUUAAGUUUACGGCGUUUGGCCCUCUAUACUGAACACUUAUUUUGGUAGCAAAGCAAUAACCCAAUACCUUUGUUACAUCUUUUUAGUAGUGAGGGAAGAUGUUUAGAAGGGCCUUUGAGCUUUGCACUGGCUAACCUGCUGUGAUGCAGCAGUAAUGAACGCCCUCUGUAACAAACUCUGUUUACAGUAGCUUUGCUAUACAACAAAUUUCUAUGCUGCAUAAAUUAGCUUAUUUUUUGUACUUACAGACAGGCACAGUGUGUGCACUAAAGGGCUUCAAUAUCAACACUUUCAGUUCACACUCUAUAGCAUCUUACAUGCACCUGGCUUGUUUACUGGUAUAAAGGCUUUAUUCGCCCCACCCCUCCUCCACUUUAAGGGCACACUUUGCAUUUGACUCAUAAAGAUAGUAUUUUGUAGUAGAAAACUUAUUUUAUUUACUCUGAAAUUCCUUUUUGAUGUAGAAAUAAGAUGCGUUGCUAUUGUAUCUGCAUUUGGGUUCCUUUUGGUGUUAGGUUUGAAUCUGAAUUUUUUUUUAUUAAUUUGUUUUUUUUUUUACUCUAGAAUGGACCAGCAAAUGAGAACUUUUGGUUGGGCAGAAUGUUUUUCUUAAGAGGUAUUAAGCUUUGUUUGGUGUUCUGUUUCAACUAGUUUUUGUUAUUGUUAAUUAGCUCUCGUAUAAAAAGUAGCCUGAGAGCUCAAGUAAGUGGAAAGUAUUGUAUGGCUGUACAGUAUUGAAAAGAUUUCACGUUGGCAUAUAAAUCUCAGCGAGUCUCUCAGGUUUCCAGUAUUCAUUUAUUUUGCUGUUUCUAGUAUUGGUCCUAAGUAUCCCUGUAAAAUACCUCUCUCUAUCUGCAAAUCAUUAGUGUUCAUGCUUGCGAGUGAAUUACAUGCUUUUUUUAUAUAUUUUUUUUUGGUUAUUUUCUUUAAUUCAGCAGCUUGACUGAGUUACAUACAGGAAUGUGGGUCAUUACCAGUGCAGACUGUAAGGAGAUGCUUAAUCAGACAAGCAGUAGAAAUAGUGUUCAGUGUUUUUCAUAUGGCUAGUUGAAUGAUAAUUGUAAGAAACCACAAAUUGGGAUAUGAGGGGAGCAAUUAUAAUAAACUCAACUGAAAACCAUAUAAGCUUGUGUUUUUAUUUUCUUUUUUUAAAUUUCAGUUUGCAACAAGCCUGGCAAGACAUUUGCAUGAGAUAUUUUAGUUCGGUUACAAAAA
Messenger RNA from Pimephales promelas (fathead minnow), 2572 nucleotides. RefSeq names its product eukaryotic translation initiation factor 5A2 (gene eif5a2). Gene Ontology annotation, molecular function: ribosome binding; RNA binding; translation elongation factor activity. Gene Ontology annotation, biological process: positive regulation of translational termination; positive regulation of translational elongation. The record is from RefSeq and is a predicted model, not a curated record. NCBI's taxonomy places the organism in Eukaryota, Metazoa, Chordata, Actinopteri, Cypriniformes, Leuciscidae.